This is a messenger RNA of Xenopus tropicalis (tropical clawed frog), 7444 nucleotides long. RefSeq names its product scribbled planar cell polarity protein (gene scrib). The record is from RefSeq and is a predicted model, not a curated record. The coding region runs from base 94 to 6054 and encodes 1986 amino acids. Lineage: Eukaryota; Metazoa; Chordata; Amphibia; Anura; Pipidae. The transcript is spliced from 46 exons. Gene Ontology annotation, cellular component: postsynapse; adherens junction; lamellipodium.
GCAUUCUGGGAAGCGUAGUUCCGCCCUCUCUUGCCCCUUUUAUGUUUCAGUCACGUACGACUCUCAUUCCCAGGGUUCCGCUGCUCUGGCGUGAUGCAUUCUGGGAUAUGUAGUUUUGUCUCUGCUUUUGUGUUUUGUGUCUGUUGUCGAUUGGACCCGCUUUCCCGGCAUGCAGCGGUUCAGGCCGAGCUAGAGCCUGCGCCUGUCGCGUCCUGCGGGCUGGGAGCUUGUGAGUGUUGUGAGGCGGUGAGAGCGGGAGAGAGACGCCCGGGAGCGGAACUUGUGUGGGGAACCCGGAGAGGGACCCGGAGAGGAGCCCGGAGAGACUGGCGGCGGGAGGGGCGCUGUUUCGGGCUGUGGCCCCUCGGUACCAGGAAACUCCCGAUUGCCCCCGCCAUGCUGAAGUGCAUCCCCCUGUGGCGCUGCAAUCGCCAUGUGGAGUCGGUGGAUAAGCGCCAUUGCUCGCUGCAGGCGGUGCCCGAGGAGAUUUAUCGCUACAGUCGCAGCCUGGAGGAGCUGCUAUUGGAUGCCAACCAGCUGCGUGAGCUGCCCAAGCCUUUCUUUCGCCUUCUCAAUUUGAGGAAACUGGGCCUGAGUGACAAUGAGAUCCAGCGCCUGCCCCCGGAGGUGGCCAACUUCAUGCAACUGGUGGAGCUGGACAUUUCCCGCAAUGACAUCCCCGAGAUCCCUGAGAGCAUCAAGUUCUGCAAAUCCCUGGAGAUCGCUGAUUUCAGUGGGAACCCCCUGUCCAGGCUGCCCGAUGGCUUCACCCAGCUCCGGAGCCUGGCACACCUUGCCCUCAAUGACGUGUCCCUGCAGAGCCUGCCCAGCGAUAUCGGAAAUUUAUCUAACUUGGUCACAUUGGAACUACGGGAAAACGUCCUGAAAUCAGUGCCCAUGUCCCUCUCAUUCCUCGUUAAACUGGAGCAGUUGGAUCUGGGAAGCAACGACCUGCAGGUUCUGCCUGACACACUGGGUGCCCUACCCAAUCUGCGGGAGCUGUGGCUGGACCGGAACCAGCUCUCUUCCUUACCCUCGGAGCUGGGGAACCUGCGGCGCUUGGUGUGCCUGGACGUGUCGGAGAACAAGCUGGAGCAGCUGCCGGCAGAGAUCAGUGGCCUGAUGUCCCUAACGGACCUGCUGCUCUCACAGAACCAGCUCAGCUCCCUGCCCUCCAGCCUUGGUCAGCUCAAGCAGCUGUCUAUCCUCAAGGUGGAUCAGAACCGUCUGACACAGUUAACGGAGUCUAUUGGCGACUGUGAGAAUCUGAGUGAGAUCAUCCUGACCGAGAACCUGCUAACGGUGCUGCCCAAAUCCAUGGGGAAUCUCACCAAACUGACCAAUCUCAAUGUUGAUCGGAACCGGCUGCUCUCCCUUCCCAGUGAAAUUGGGGGCUGCGCCAGUCUCAAUGUUUUGUCGCUCAGAGAUAACCAGCUCAGCGCUCUGCCCCCCGAACUCGCCGGCGCCACCGAGCUGCACGUGCUGGAUGUGGCGGGUAACAGGUUGUUAAAUCUCCCAUUUGCCCUGACCAACCUUAACCUGAAAGCUCUGUGGUUGGCCGAGAACCAGUCCCAGCCUAUGCUCAAAUUCCAAACGGAGGAUGAUGAGAAAACUGGAUCCAAGGUGCUAACGUGCUACCUCCUGCCCCAGCAGCCCUCCCCUAGCCUGGAAAACCUGCAGAACAGUGUGGAUGACAGCUGGACAGACGGGAACCUCAAUCGGGUCAGUGUCAUACAGUUCCAGGAAGACCCUAAAACUGAAGAAGAGGAUGACGAAGCUGCUGAAGAAAGAAGGGGCCUGCAGCGCAGAGCUACCCCACACCCCAGUGAGCUGAAGGUCAUGAAGAAAGUGAUGGAGGGGCUCAGGGGUGACGGUAACACCUCCAAAGAGGAGGCCACAUGCGCCAGCGAUGAGGAGAAGCGGCUCAGUGGCCUCUCCAGUCAGAGCGCCGAGUCCCAGCGCAGCGGCAGCACCGUGUCUGUUGGGUUCCAGGAGGAGCUGCAGAACAGGGAUCCAGAAAAGCUGCCAAACCCAGUGCUGGAGGAAGGGGCGGCAGUGGGGGAUGACGACAUGGAGGUGUGGUAUACUGAGCCCACAGUGCACUUUGCGGACAAGACGACUGUUCUCUGUGAUGAUGACUAUGAGGAGUACGAUGAAGAUCGGGUCUCCCCGGUGGAGCGGCGGCUGAUCCGUAAGGACACGCCCCAUUACAAGAAGCAUGCGAAGAUCACAAAGCUGCCCAAUGAUGAGGUGGUGGAGGCCCUCCUGCAUGGCUUCAGCCCCAGAAGUCUCUCAGAGGAGGAGGAGGAGGAAGGGGAGAAUAAUGGGCCCAUCCCAAGGUUCUCGCUGCCCAAUGAAGAGCAAGAUGAUGUGGUGGCGCCGGACAAAGAGUGGGAACCUGCAGGGAGCAGAGACGAGCGGUCGAACUCCCAGCAGAACAUCAAGGGGGUGUCGUUUGAUCAAGUGAAUAAUCUUCUGAUUGAGCCUGCUCGGAUAGAGGAGGAAGAGCUCACUCUCGCCAUCCUGCGCCAAACUGGGGGUCUGGGAAUCAGCAUCGCAGGGGGCAAAGGCUCUACUCCCUACAAGGGCGAUGAUGAGGGCAUUUUCAUAUCUCGAGUGGCAGAGGAGGGGCCUGCGGCCCGUGCAGGGGUGCGAGUUGGGGAUAAGCUGCUGGAGGUGAAUGGGGUAGAUCUGCACAAUGCGGAACACCACACAGCAGUGGAGGCACUGAGGAAUUCUGGGAGCUCCGUCUCUAUGACUGUGCUGCGAGAGCGCAUGGUGGAGCCGGAAAAUCCUAUCACGGUGACCCCCCUGCGCCCAGAGGAUGAUUACAACCCACGGGAACGGCGCAGUGUUGUCCGCUAUCCAGAGGAAAAGGAGGAGGAUCUGCAGAGCCCGUGCCAACGUAUCACCACCUGCCUGGCACGCAAUGACAAAGGCUUGGGGUUCAGCAUUGCUGGGGGAGUAGGCAGCACCCCCUAUCGGGCAGGGGAAACUGGUAUCUUCAUCUCCAGAAUUGCAGAAGGCGGAGCUGCUCACCGGGACGGGACUCUGCGAGUAGGAGACAGGGUGAUCUCUAUCAACGGGGUAGAUAUGACAGAAGCCAGACAUGAUCAGGCAGUAGCGCUGCUUACCAGCACCUGCCCCACCAUCACCCUGCUACUGGAGAGAGAGCCCCCCCAGCCAGGAGGCAGCACAGACCCAGGGGCGUCGCCUUCUCUGCACAGGGCCCGCCCACGCUCACCUCCACCCCCCACCGACAGCGAGAAUGGUGAAGGCGAGGAAGGGGGUGCUCCUCUGAGUAAUCACUCCAGCCAGAAGAUGGAGGAUGAGUUCCCCAUAGAGGAAAUUGUGUUGGUGAAAUCUGGGGGGCCUUUGGGGCUCAGUAUUGUGGGGGGCAGUGACCACUCCAGCCAUCCGUUCGGGAUCCGUGAGCCCGGAGUUUUCAUAUCCAAGGUUAUCCCCCGGGGAUUGGCCGCCCGCAGUAGACUCAGGGUGGGGGAUCGAAUUCUGGAGGCAUCUGGAUUGGAUCUAAGGCAUGUCACUCACCAGGAAGCUGUGAAUGCCCUUCUCUCUAGUGCUCAGGAGCUCCACCUCCUGGUGAGGAGGGACCCGCCCCCCCCAGGCAUGCAGGAGAUCUGCAUUGUGAAGACCCCCGGGGAGAAGCUUGGCAUCAGUAUCCGGGGGGGAGCCCGGGGCCACCCAGGAAAUCCCUUGGAUCCCACCGACGAAGGCGUCUUUAUCUCCAAGGUCAGUUCCUCAGGGGCGGCGGCACGAGACGGCCGGCUGAAGGUUGGAAUGCGCAUUCUGGAGGUGAAUCAGCAAAGCCUGCUGGGUAUGAGCCACACGGAGGCAGUGCAGGCCCUGAGGGGCGUGGGAGAUACCCUACUGGUACUCGUGUGCGAUGGCUUCGACCCCCUGGCAGUAACCUCUGCUGAGGCAUCACCGGGUAUAAUAGCCAAUCCCUUCGCUGCUGGCAUAGGGAGAAAGAACAGUAUGGAGAGUAUUUCCUCCAUUGACAGAGACAUGAGCCCAGAGGAGAUAGACCGGUUACAGAAGGAGAUGGAGAUGGUGCGGGAGACGACCCAGUGGGAGAGAGAGGACAUGGAGAAAGUGGAGCGGAUGCGCAGGGAGCGAGAGGAGGCCAACAAGCUCCUCGAAGAGGAGACCAAGGCCUAUAGCACGGAGCCUCUGAAGCUGGACUACAAGACCCUGGCAGCACUACCCGCGGGUGGGCAGGCCAAGGUGGCCCGGCUCCCCCUGGGAAUGGAAGCAGCCAGCUCUUGCCCCGUGCCGGUGGCGCUGGUACACCCUGUUCCUGCAGUUGUAGCCAAUGGGCCGACCUUGCACCACCCUGUUCCCCCCGUGGCACCUCCGCCCCCCACCUUGCUGCCUUGCCCUAUGGCUGAGCCCGGGGCCCCUGGCAGUAGCCCAGAGCCAGAGGAGGUGCUAGUGGAUUGUCAGCCCAUCCUGUUCAGUGAGAACCCAUUCAUUGUGGCUAACAAGAAGCGGGCAGGGGCCGGCGGGGCUACCCUGAGUGGGCCUCCUACCGGCUAUGGCAGCGCCGGGCUGUUGAAGACAACUGUCUACUCCAAGAAGACUCCCCCCGAGGACCCCCCCGCUGCAGCAGCCAAGAAGGAAGCUCCGUGUUCCCCCAGUGCGCAGCAGCAACAGGCCGUUCCGCCCCGGUCCGGUCACCUCUCUGGCAGGGAGACCCGGUUUGCCUCGAUUAACUUCCUGACGCAGGCGGAGAGCCGACCGACUCCGCCCUCUCUCAGUGAUGACACCUUCCCCGCCAACGCCAAGCAGGCAUAUAAAACCUACGCGGCCCUCCCCUCUGCCCACCCCAGCCUGGAGCAACAGGACCCUGGCUCUCCUCGGACCCCUGACCAGACCAGCACCAGCGCUGAGUUCUCUCCUGGGGGCUUAGACAGUCCCGAGCAACGCUCCUUCCGAGAGCGCCAGAAGUACUUUGAGAUGGACGUCAAGCAUCAGGCUGAGAAGCUUCCCAAACGUGUGUCUCUGGUGGGGGAGGACGACCUGAGGAAGAUGAGGGAGGAGGAAGCCCGGAAGAUCCAGAUGAAGAGAGAGCAGCUCCUCCGGGAAGAGGGAGAGGCCGGAGACGCCAGCCCCCGUGCCAGGGGCCCCAGCACCCCAACUAGUGUGUUCAUUGAGGGAGUUGAGUACAAGAUUGAGAGAGUGGAUGGAGGCAGCCUCUCCUCUCUCACUGGGUUUUCUCCCUCGGAAUCUCAGCGGAAUUCCCUGGAAGACUCUUUCCGGAUUGAGCAGAGACCCAGCUCUAUGUCAGGGCUGACCCCUGUGUAUCCCGGGGACUCGGCCCCCCCAGUUCGCACAGUAAAGGCGGAGAAGCGGCUGCAGGAUCGGCUGAGAAUGCAGAGCCCCGAGCUCACCGAGCAGGAGAAGCAGCUGUCCCCUGCGGAGCGCAGAGCCCUGCAAGCUGAAAAGCGAGCCAUGUGGAGGGCCGCCAGCAAUAUGGAGGACAGUAUUAAGCAGUAUGAGCUGUCUCUGGCCAGGAAGCUGUACCAGGCCCGACAGAACCGGUCUCAGGUCCCUGAGGAAAGCGACAGGAUGAAGUCGCUGGAGCAGGAUGCGCUGAAGGCUCAGAUGAUGAUCGCCCACUCCAAGGAGAACAGGAAACGCAGCACCCUGGACCAACUGGCCGAAUCCCCUUCCCCGGCACCCACGCCGUCGCCCACACCACUGGAAGAUUACAGCCCCCGCCUACUCACGUCUCCAGGGCGACUGUCUCAUUCAGACAAGAAGUUUGACUACAGAGAAUUUGCUGCUAUUCCGUCUUCCAAACCGGUGUAUGAGAUCCAGUCCCCUGACCUGACGCCAAACCUGAAAUGCUCAGAAGAUUCCAGAACAUCAGUUACCUGUAGCUUAGAGCACGUGGAGCCGCCGGAGGAGGAGCAUGGAGAAGAGCCCGCCCCCACCGCCAACACAUCAGCACUGGAGGAAAUGGCCACAUACAGCAACAAGCGCAAACUGCGGCACACUAGGCGGAGCUUGGAGACCGCCGUCCCCACAUAGAGCGGCCGCCAAGCGCUCGCCAAGCACUGUGAAUACUCCCACCAUGGACUGCACGCUGGGGGAGGGGCUAAUGGGACCCCCUUCCCGGAGCCGCCAGCUCUGCAAUGAGCCACACUAGCCACUGGCGGCUCCCAGAGACACACUGUGAGAAUGGGCCCCACGCGCUCAUCCAUUCCGUGGGAUCUGAUUGGUGGAGGGAAUCUGAUUAGCGCUUUCUUCCUCUUACUCUGGGUGGCGGAUUGGCUGCCUGUGUGCUGAACCAGCAGUACAGAACCAGCACCUCGGCAGGCAAGUGGUACCAGCAGCUUCUUUUCUACUGCGGGCAUCUGGGCUUUGGGGCGGCCAAUGUUGGUUGCCUGGGAAUGAUUGGGCGGGGCCCCCUGCUGCUCACAUACAGACAUAGCAUGGGGGGCGAGUAGUGACCCCGUUAUUGCCCCCCUCACCCCAAUGCACGCUUCUGGAUCAUACAUAUCAUUGCCCCCCCAUUUUAACUGCUUGAGAGAAUUGUGUCUUCCAAUGUUUUAAUUACCCCCCAUUUUACCCUUUUUAGCUGAGUGGGGCCACGGCGAGUGUGAGUGCCCUUUAGAGCCAUUUCUGCCUCCACUACACAUGAAGCAAAGGGGCAGCAGUGGCCCUGGGGCAAGUUUGUGAGUGAGUCUAUUUAUGAGUGGGUGUGUAUAUUUAUAGUGUGUGUGUCUGGGGGGGUCUCCUCCCUGUGCCUGAGGGGGCGCAGCGGUGCAGGAAAGUGACGGCAGGAUUGUGGCCACAGAACCCUAAAGCCCCCCAGUGUGGCCUUUAUCCAAUCGUAUGGAAGGGGCUCAGCCUGGAACCCAGUUUGCCCGCGGAGGGUGUGGCCUGUACACUACAGCUCCUUCUAUUGGCUAAGGGUCAUGCCAAUCAGUUCCAGCACCUUCUGUCCUUAUAUGUCUCUGGGGGCAGCAGACUCCCAGAAAUCGGUGAGGGGGUGCCCUCCAUAUCUCAAGGGGGGGGGGGUAACACUGGGGGCAAAUCCAUCAAGUUUUAAUUAGUUACGUUGAUUUUAGAAGACUUUUAUCUGCAAAGUUGGCUUUUUCUAUAAAUUCUCAUUCUGUGAUUGUGACGCCCCUGACUGCUUGCUCCUCCCCCAGCGCCGCAGGGGCUAUUGGCUGCCAGCGGGUUCUGACCCACGGCCAGUGCUUGGGGUGGUGCCAUCGUAGCCCCAAAACCACUGACAUCCGGCAAGUGCUUUGCCCCUCUGCCUUGUUGGCACUGUGUGCCAGGCUCUCCUUGCAUUAUGGGAAGGUUUCUCCUCUGCCUCUGGGCUUUUAUUCUGGGACGGCUGUAUCUCUGCCCCUCGGAACCAGAUUAUGGGUCUCUUUCAUUUUACAUUUUAUAAACGUCUCUGUGUGUC